Parnassius apollo (apollo) is the source of this 2115-nucleotide messenger RNA. Lineage: Eukaryota; Metazoa; Arthropoda; Insecta; Lepidoptera; Papilionidae. The record is from the annotation of a GenBank genome assembly.
AUGGACUUAACUAAAUAUUGUAGAUCACCAGUACCAAAUGCUCGCAGUAAAUUUAAGGUACUACCGUUAUGUAUAGUACUAUUUUAUGGAAUAUGUUUAGAAUAUACACUGGCGUCGCCCAAUUUAACAAAGUAUAAUAUUUCAAGACCAAACAACGAAGAUUUGACAUACAGAAAAGAGAUACCUACGAGUGAAUUAUUUCACUGGGAGGAUUACAGCGUGCUGGCCACUAUGCUUGUAGUUUCUUGCGCUAUCGGCGUUUUUUAUGGAUACUUUGGGGAGAAACAGACAACUGGUGACGAUUUUCUUCUAGGCGGCUCUUCAAUGGGCACUUUUCCUAUGGCCCUGAGUCUGGCUGCAAGUUUCAUCACAGCAAUUGAACUUUUAGGCAACCCGGCCGAAAUGUACAUGGCAGGUGCACAGUUCUGGAUGAUCUGUAUAGCUUUUGUAUUGGUAGUGCCGAUAGCAAGCCAACUUUAUUUGCCAGUGUUUAUGAGGCUGAGAUUAACAUCCUGUUAUGAAUAUUUGGAAAUUCGAUUUUGUAAAUCCAUUCGUGUUUACGCAAGCGCGCUGUAUAUGAUGCAGAUGAUAUUAUACACCGCAGUGGCAGUUUAUGCGCCUGCAUUGGCGCUUUCUGAUGUGACGGGUUUAAAUACUUAUCUAGCGGUUUCAUUGGUAUACGUAGUAUGCAUUUUCUACGCAUCACAGGGCGGUAUGAAAGCAGUUAUAAUGACGGAUAGUUUUCAAUCGGUUGUGCUUUUGGGUUCUCUAGCGGCAGUUUUGGCCCUAGGGGCCGGAAAAGCAGGCGGACUUGACCCAGUUUGGGAUUACGCAAGGCGUACGGACCGACUUCACUUUUUCGAUAUGAAUCCAGAUCCUACAGUCCGUCAUUCCUUCUGGUCGGUGGUUGUAGGCGGAACCAUGUAUUGGCUUAGCAUGUUUUGCGCGAACCAAGCAUCUGUGCAAAAGUACUUAUCCGUGGAGUGUAUUGCACAGGCCCGGGUAGCGCUAUGGGUUUCCGCCGUAGGCCUUAUUACCGUUUAUUCGGUCAAUUUCGCCACCGGUGCUGUCCUCGCAGCACAUUAUGCCGAUUGCGAUCCCAUUCAGGCAGGCACAAUCCAUGCGUCGGACCGACUUCUUCCGCUUUACGUGGUGCGUGAACUGGGAGCUGCGCGAGGUGUUCCAGGCUUUUUUGUUGCUGGGAUUUUCGCCGCAAGCCUUGGGACAGUUGCUUCAGCUUUGAACUCAUUGGCUGCUAUAACAUGUCAAGACUUAUUAACGGGCCUUCUCGGAAUAGCACUACCGGAGAAUAAAGGAGCAGCUAUAGCUAAAUGGGUAUGCUUGGCGUUCGGAGCAAUUUCAUUUGGUCUGGUGUUCGUUGUCGAGCGCCUCGGCCCGGUACUGCAGCUUGCACUCUCCUUUAACGGCAUGGCGGGCGGCGUAUCAUUGGGACUUUUCAGCCUUGGAAUGCUCUUCCCAUGGAGCAACGCUAAAGGCGCUGUUACGGGUGGAGUAUUCGGUUUGCUGGUAGUUGUGGCAGCUGGCGGUGGAGCUCAAUUCGUACAACUGCCGUUACCACGGCUGCCAGUCUCUACAGAUGGAUGCCCGGCUUCGUAUAACAUUACUUCACAUAUGGCCGUCAAUCCAAGAGAAAACGAAGGUGAAUCAAUUUUCUGGCUGUUUCGCGUAUCCUAUUUGUGGUAUACAGGAUUGGGUUGCUUAGCGACCCUACUGGCUGGACUGAUAACAUCCGUAAUCACCGGCGUCACAGAUCCAGCACAAGUACCGAUUGAUUUGAUAUCACCGCCAGUGAUCUCAUUACUCAAUUCAUUACCCACAAAGUUGAAAAAUGUGCUGCGUGUACCGACAAGAUUUGGCUCAGAGAGACGUCGAAGUUCAAGCGUACGUCCUCCAAGCGUUGCGAACGACAAGGAUACGCGACGGCGUCGGCGCCUUUCAGAACUCGCAGGCGGCGUAUUCUACAGUGAUACGCCGCUAACACAAGGCUUCGACAAUCCUGCUUUAGGUCUCGAGCCGGAAAAAUCACUACCCGAUGAUUGUACUACGUUCACAAUUGAAUUAUCUUCAAACACCCCACAGACAUCCACUUGUUGA